AUGUCCAGCAACACAGUCUAUUUGAUUACAGGCACCAAUAGGGGCAUUGGGAAGCAUAUUAUUGCUUCUCUAGUUAAGCGCCCCUGCACAACAGUUAUCGCCACUGUUCGUGACCCUAAGUUCGUCUUUACGGGUAUCACUCCGCACGCAACCAGCAAGCUCGUUACCUUCGCCCUUGAUGAUGAAGUCUUGGAGAUCAACUAUGCUAGUCUGCCCUCUCGUGUGCUUGAGAUAGUGGAUCAUCUGGACAUCGUAAUCGCAAAUGCUGGCUACUCUAGUGGCUUCAAAUUUAUCAAGGAGACGACGGCUGAUGAGAUCGCCACUGACUUCCAAGUUAACACUAUCGGUGUUGUGAAAUUGUUCUUUGCCACCAGGGAACUGCUAACCAAGAGCAAAGCGGGUGAUGCGGGUAAAAAGUUUGUUAUUGCCAGCAGCAACCUUGCCAGCAUUGCAGACCGUCCGAAUAUUCCUAGUGCAUCAUACAGCAUUAGCAAGACGGCGGUUAACCAGUUCGCAAAGAUGGCUAGUAUCGAGUUCAAACAUGAAGGCCUGAAGGUUGGUCUUCUUCAUCCUGGUUGGGUCAAAACGUCUAUGGGUCAGGCACUUGCGGAUGUACUUAAUCAGAAGGAGCCGCCAUUAACAAUUGAGGAGAGUGCUCAGAGAGUUAUCAAAAUUACUGAUGAGCUGAAUAUCGAAACAUCUGGUACCUUCUUCAAUAGUGAUGGCUCGGUCAUUGCAUGGUAA
Trichoderma gamsii is the source of this 744-nucleotide messenger RNA. RefSeq names its product aflatoxin biosynthesis ketoreductase nor-1. NCBI's taxonomy places the organism in Eukaryota, Fungi, Ascomycota, Sordariomycetes, Hypocreales, Hypocreaceae. The coding region runs from base 1 to 744 and encodes 247 amino acids. The record is from RefSeq and is a predicted model, not a curated record. Gene Ontology annotation, molecular function: oxidoreductase activity. The transcript is spliced from 4 exons.